Molecule: messenger RNA, 197 nt
Organism: Acanthoscelides obtectus
Lineage: Eukaryota; Metazoa; Arthropoda; Insecta; Coleoptera; Chrysomelidae
Source: the annotation of a GenBank genome assembly
UAUUUCUGUGAUAUUGUGUAUUCCUGGACAGGCUGAAAAGUAUUCAGAACGGCCCCGGAUAUCUGUUAAGGAUGGUCAUCUAAUGUUUAUAGCUCCACCUUUCAAGAAUAUAACCUUCAAGUCCCCGUCUGGAGUUUUUGUGAAUAAUAUGGAUUUGUUAGUAACCUUAGACAAGGUAAGUAUCUGUGAAUAGACAG